AUGGAUGACGAUUUGACAGCAUCCCAUUGGGAUGACGUUUUGCUGCCAUCAACGAAGUUUGGUACUGCUUCUGCCAUUCCUUCCCAUUUAGGUAACCAAUUCGCUGACUUGAACCUCGACGAUCCUCAUAGGGACAACGAGCCCGACGAAGAAGAAGAAGAGGAGGACCAGGAUGAACAAGAAGAUGAGAAUGAAACUGGCGGGUAUGGUGACCAUCAUGGCUAUGGCUCGAGCUCUUACGGGGGCGUUGGGUCUAAUCUCAAUCAACAGAACCAGGCUGAGUUGGACCAGAUUCAUGAAUUGAGGAAAGAAGAGCUUAAGGAACAAAAGUCGGCAUUGAUGUCAGAGCUUACUGAGGGCUCAGCAUUUGAAGACCUAGAGUCUUCUGUGGCAAGCCCUUCAAAAGUAUCAUCUUCAGAUCCGCUAUUCGCUGAUAGAGGCAAGGUGCUUACCGAAAGUAACGCCACUGAGCCAUCGCCAUCUGAGCAGCACCAUUCACCAAAGAAAGCCCUGCAACUCAAAGGUUCUCAAUUUAGAGCUCAAAGAACCAGAAGGUAUACGCUGUCAACGGUGGUGAAGCAAUUGAAGGAGGAAACAGGCGUGGUGGACCCUUUAACAGAUUUGGCCUCUAAACCCGAAGUGGAUGAAGCUGAACCAUCUUCAGCCCCGCAUGAUAAGGCUAACGACUUAGUCAAAGAAUCAAAUGCACCAUUGUACGAUAUCAAACAAGAGAAUGCUGACGAAAGACAGUCUGAGAUCUCUCAACCAAUCUCUGAUACCGCAAGCGAUCAUUCCAAACUAAAAAGAAGGCCAUCCUCAUCGGGUGCAGAAAUUGCCGUUGGAAAUCCAGUGAAAGUGGGUGAUAUUACGAACGCUCAUAUCGUAUACUCAAUUGAGACGAGAAACUUACAGCUUCUGCCUGCCGAAGAGCCCCAAGAAAAUCGCUUCACUGUUACAAGAAGGUACAGAGACUUCUGCUGGGUUUAUAAACAGCUCCAAAUAAGUCACCCCGGCAAGAUCAUACCUCCUCCGCCAUCAAAAAAGACAUAUAUCGGACGUUUCAACGAAAACUUUAUCGAAAACAGAAGGUUGUCUCUCGAGAAAAUGCUUCAGAAAAUAAGCAAGAUCCAAUCUUUGUCGACCGAUCCUAGUUUUGUUAUCUUUUUGACUUCAGAAGAUUUUGCGCGUGACUCCAAGGAGAGAGAGAGAAGCGGCGGAGUGGUGCUUGAUGACUCGGGUGAACCAGAGAGCGAUGGCGCCUCGACGAAUGCCGUUGUCACAGGAUCUGGAACGGGUGGCUUCAUGAGUUCGCUCUUCUCAAUCCCCGCAAAGCUACCGGAACCUGAUUCCUAUUUUUCCAAGAAGAAGGCUUACAUAGAAGACUUGGAACAUAACCUUCGGACGUUUCACAGAUCACUUGAGCUCAUUGCUGGUCAACGACUUGAAAUAGUGGGUGUGACAGAAGAGAUUGCUACGAUUAUUGAUGAAUUGGCAGAUCUCGAAAUACUGAAGGCUACCUCACUUCUCCUCAAAGCUUUUGCGGAAAUCCAUAUGAAGCUCAAGGAUAAUCUCGAUAGAGUCAACUUACAAGAUCAAUUAACCCUUGGAUUUACUAUCGAAGAGUACUUGAGAAUAAUAGGCUCGGUCAAGUACAUUUUCGAAACGAGAACGAAGACUUACAAUCAAUACCACACAUUCCAGCAAGACCUCAUCAAAAAAGAAGACUCGUUGAACAGGGCAAGUCACAAGGCAAAAUCUGAAAAGUACAACAUAUUGAAAUUCGAGGUGGACAAUUUAAGGCAGAAGACGACUCAGUUUGAAAAGAGUUUUAAUGCGAUCAGCGAAACAAUUAAAGAAGAGAUGGACAAUUUCGAGAUGGAAAGGGUUGAUGAUUUCAGAAACAGUGUUGAGAUAUACAUUGAGAGUUCAAUCGAAUCCCAAAAAGAAGCAAUUGAACUCUGGGAGACUUUCUACGAAAGGCAACACUUAGACCAGAUCUAA
Messenger RNA from Candidozyma haemuli, 2001 nucleotides. RefSeq names its product sorting nexin 1. Gene Ontology annotation, biological process: protein retention in Golgi apparatus; retrograde transport, endosome to Golgi. Gene Ontology annotation, cellular component: endosome. Gene Ontology annotation, molecular function: phosphatidylinositol binding. The transcript has a single exon. The record is from RefSeq and is a predicted model, not a curated record. Bases 1 to 2001 code for a protein of 666 amino acids. Lineage: Eukaryota; Fungi; Ascomycota; Pichiomycetes; Serinales; Metschnikowiaceae.